Messenger RNA from Suillus bovinus, 390 nucleotides. RefSeq lists its product as uncharacterized. NCBI's taxonomy places the organism in Eukaryota, Fungi, Basidiomycota, Agaricomycetes, Boletales, Suillaceae. The record is from RefSeq and is a predicted model, not a curated record. Bases 1 to 390 code for a protein of 129 amino acids. The transcript has 4 exons.
AUGGUUCGUUUUGUACUGGCCGCUGUUUCCUUGCUCCUUGCGCUCGGCACGGGAGUUAGCGCAGAAUGCGAGGCCUGUCCUAAUUGCGAUUAUGAAAACAUCAGUAUUCAGCAAGGAGAUGCGUGUCUUAACUACUGGACGUGCUCAGGCGAUACUAUCACGUGCUAUUACCCUUCUGUUGCAAAUCCGGGAACGUUCAAUGGCUGCUCAUAUAGUGCAUCGGCCAGUUGGACACUUACAGCUGGUCCCAGUGAUAUCUGUUUCGCGGAAGCGGGACUCAACUCGAAAUCCUGCACCGCUUCAUAUGGGCUUGUCGAUGAAUACAACAUCAUGCAAGAUGUUGCUCUCUCGCACAACCCGGGUAUGGGUUAUAACGGUUAUGCAGUCUGA